AUUCGUAUAUUUCAAAUGUUGACUGGAUCCCUGUUGACAUUGCUUCUCAAAGCAUCGUUGAUAUUUCUUUAAAUGCAUCAUUUGACCACGACAUUGAUUAUAUUCGAGUUAAUCAUAUACUUAAUACAAAAAGAAUUACAUGGGAUGAAUUCUUAAAAUGUUUACAAAAAGGUGGAAUGGAUUUCAAAAUUGUUUCGAAUAAAAAAUGGUUAAAUACAUUAUUAAAAACACCCGAAUAUCAAGAUGUGGAUAAAAACCCUGUGGCAGCAUUAUCAGGAUUUUUUGAAAAAACUAUAAGUGAAUCAUCAGAUAGGAGUGAAGAACCAUUAUUUGAAACGCAUAAAUCAGUAAAUCGUAGUUUGGUACUUUCCAAUUGUCAAAAAAUUGAUGUAGAAUUA
This is a messenger RNA of Racocetra fulgida, 398 nucleotides long. The record is from the annotation of a GenBank genome assembly. Lineage: Eukaryota; Fungi; Glomeromycota; Glomeromycetes; Diversisporales; Gigasporaceae.